AUGGUACCCAUACAGAACAUCAAAGUGCUCUGUACCUUUGUGUCUUCAGGUGAGCGUGUAGGGGGCUUCACGGUGGUCUGUAAGGAUGCUGAAGAGGCUAAGCGUGUGGAAUCCCAGCUGAAAAUUCUCAUUCGGCCCAUCUACUCCAACCCCCCUAUGAAUGGAGCUCGUAUCGCCUCCACCAUUCUCGACACGCCUGAACUCUACAAAGAAUGGCUCGUGGAGGUGAAAGACAUGGCCGACCGCAUUAUUAAGAUGAGGGAGAUGCUUGUGUCGAACCUGAAGAAGGAGGGCUCCACUCACAACUGGCAGCAUGUCACUGACCAGAUCGGAAUGUUCUGCUUUACGGGACUCAAACCGGAGCAGGUGGAGCGUCUGAUUAAAGAAUUCUCUAUAUACAUGACAAAAGACGGCCGGAUCUCUGUGGCUGGUGUGACGUCUGCAAACGUGGGAUAUCUAGCACACGCCAUCCAUGCUGUUACCAAGUGAAGCUGGCUCCUGAGACUAGUUUCAGCAGACAGAGAGCAAGAAAAAGUAAUUUAAACGAUUUAAAGUCUUCUGCUGCAUGUCUUUUAGGACCAGAUAUGAAAUAGGACUAAUGUAGACUUCCAGUUCACUUGAUUUGGUAUUAUUAAUGUUAAUUCAUGACUCUGAAUGUGAGAAAAUCAAUAAAUUAAGGCAGGAUUCUUCCUUUCAAAGUGAUAAAAACAAGCUUUAAAAGCUUUUUUUUAUGGUACAAAAUGUUCCGAUAGAACAGUUAAUGACAUUUAAAAAUCAUGUUUUUGUUUUCAAACCAAUAACUAAAUAAGAGUGAUUGAAAAGCAUAUGGGGUAACUUUAAGUUAGAGAAAUCAUUGAAAGGAGUAAACCAGAUUUCAUGUUUGGACAUUAAUUGCAAAAUCUUUGAAGGACUGUAACCAGUUUAACAUGGUCAUUUCACCUAGAGGAGCAUAAACAAUUACAUUUAUCAAACUGAUGAUUCGGCAUCAAAGGUCUUCUUGAGCCAUAACACAUUCUUAGACAUGUUUAUGACUGUAAGGCACUUAUUCUAUACUGCAGCUUAAGCUCAUUAUUAGUAAUGAUAGAUUGUCUAUAAUGUGUGCACCACAUGUGUUCUGGUGUAAUUUAAUAUACAUUUAUCUUGCACUUUUGUCUAGAAGUUCCAAAUGUCACACAUAAAUCAUUUCAUAAAUCAUUAGGCAUUCACACUAAUUUUGUGUUUUGUCCUGGCCAUAAAACUCAUAUGUCAAACUUUUUUUUUUUAAUUGUCACUGCAUUUGUGGACAAAAUCGAAUUAAGAUUCAUUUUGGAAUGAAAACUGAACAAAGUAUAACUGAUAUUUCAGUGGUUAAUUGAUGCUUUAAGAAAAGCUUUACGUGUUUAGUGUGUGGAUGUUGAUCAUGUUGGAACAUGCCAUGUUUGUAAGGAUUAUUCAGGUUUGAAAAACUGUGCAAAUAUAUAUAUUUGUAUAACUAAUUAUUGUGUUCCUAAAGCAAAUUUAUGAAAUUUCUCCCGAAGUUCUCCGGAAUAGACAUCGAAAUGUCACGAGUAAUACUGUAUGAGUCUGUUUAAACAAUGAACAAAAGAAUAAAGGUGAGCUCAACGAAAA
Messenger RNA from Sinocyclocheilus rhinocerous, 1608 nucleotides. Its product is annotated as aspartate aminotransferase, mitochondrial-like. The record is from RefSeq and is a predicted model, not a curated record. Bases 1 to 489 code for a protein of 162 amino acids. Gene Ontology annotation, biological process: biosynthetic process; L-aspartate catabolic process. NCBI's taxonomy places the organism in Eukaryota, Metazoa, Chordata, Actinopteri, Cypriniformes, Cyprinidae. The transcript has 4 exons. Gene Ontology annotation, molecular function: pyridoxal phosphate binding; L-aspartate:2-oxoglutarate transaminase activity. Gene Ontology annotation, cellular component: mitochondrion.